Molecule: messenger RNA, 1470 nt
Organism: Chironomus riparius
Lineage: Eukaryota; Metazoa; Arthropoda; Insecta; Diptera; Chironomidae
Source: the annotation of a GenBank genome assembly
CCUUAAUGCGCUUUAUGUAAUAAGUUAAUAAAACAUUGAGGACUUUGUUUGUUUUUAAUAAUUUUACUUGAAAAAUUAAAUUUACAUUAAUUAAGCUGUAAUAUCUUUAAAUAUAAUGGAAUUUUUCGUGAAACCAGAACCACUGGAUUCUGAGGAUUAUCCUCGAGAAUGUUUUUUGUGUGAAGACGGACAAAAAUAUUAUAAUUUAUUAAUUAAACAUUUUCAACAACAACAUAAAGAUUACAGCAUUCAUACAGACGGGCCUAUUUUGCAAUACUGUAAAUGUCAGGAAAGUGUAAAUUUCCAGCUACAAAUUAUCACUCAUCUAUUGUCACAUUCUAUUUUGCACACUGAGGCAUUUGAGUCUGUAGAGGAUAUUAAAGAAGACAACAUGAUUGAAAGCUAUACAGAAGAAUACUUGAACGAUUCAUCGGAUUAUGACAGAUUUGAAAGAAGUGAUGAUGAAUUUGAGUCAACGCCAACAUCCAAAAGAAGAAAGAAUCGAAAAAGAAGGUCGUCUUCAUCUACAGGCAUUAAAAUAAAGAAGGAAAGGAAUUUAACAUGUAAAGUGUGUUUAAAAGAGUUUGACAAUCCGAAGAAAUAUUAUAAUCAUACAGCUGCAGCUCAUCGAGACAAAUUCCAAUGUGACAAAUGUGAGAUGCAAUACAACUUUAAGUAUCAGCUGAGGAAGCAUAUAGAAAUUGCCCAUUUAGACAGGCCCAGAGUUCGCGUUAACAGGCCAAAGAAAUUCCAAUGUGAUGUGUGCAGCAUGCAAUUUACGGAGUUAAGGAUAUUGAACGAGCAUAAAAAUAUUCAUUUAGAUUUAAGGCCAUUUGUUUGCGAAUUUUGCAGCGAAAGCUUCCAUAACAGUGCCAAUUUACGAUAUCACCGAAAACGACAUCUGAAUCCUGACGGAUAUAAAUGUCCAGUGUGCAAUGAGAGUUUUGUGAAUCAGCAAAGUUUACGAAAACAUCACUUACGGCAGCAUGUAGAAGUUGAUCUCGAUCCAAAUCGUUAUGUUUGUGAAUAUCCUGACUGUGGAAGUUCCUUCAAAUAUGAGGAUCUACUGAAACAACAUGUUCGGAAAAUACACCAUCGAGUUCUUGGCGAGUUUGUAUGCGAAAUAUGCAAUUUUGUCACAAACAAUAAACAAAAUUACUUCCAGCAUCGAAGACGAUUGCAUGACAUAAGAAAUCGAAAAGGAAAUCGGGUAUUUCCCAGCAGUUCUAGCGCUACGCAAUCACAAAUGAACUUAAAUAUUGAUUCUGACUUUAAUUAAAAACUUAAAUCAUGUUCCUCCCUUCAUUCCAACUAAAUGGAAUCACCUGCCAAGUCUUUCAAUUUGUCUCUCAUUAGCGAACCUAGAUUUGUAAGAACUUAAUGGUUUAAAUGCAUUAAUGCGAAUAAAUUAAUAGAUUGUAAAACUAACGGUAAAAUAAAAUUCAAAAGAAACUUUUGUGUCACCCUGUU